Molecule: messenger RNA, 2268 nt
Organism: Pogoniulus pusillus (Red-fronted tinkerbird)
Lineage: Eukaryota; Metazoa; Chordata; Aves; Piciformes; Lybiidae
Exons: 1
Source: RefSeq, a predicted model, not a curated record
AUGGAGCCUCCUCCACCUCCAGACAUGGAGCCUCUCCUGCCACAGCUGCUGCCUCCACCAGAGCUCAUCCCCCCACUGUGGGGACUGCAUCUGCCACUGCCAGAGCUGGAGCCCCAACCUCCAGAGCUUUGCCCACCUCCAGAGCUUUGGCCACCAGACAUGGAGCCUCCUCCACCUCCAGACAUGGAGCUUCCUCCACCUCCAGACAUGGAGCCUCUUCUACCACAGCUGCCAGAACUGGAGCCCCAACUGCCAGAGCUUUGCCCACCUCCAGAGCUUUGCCCACCAGACAUGGAGCCUCCUCCUCCACCUCCAGACAUGGAGCCUCCUCCACCUGAGCUUCCUCCACCUCCAGACAUGGAGCCUCUUCUACUGCCACUGCCAGAGCUGGAGCCCCAACCUCCAGAGCUUUGCCCACCUCCAGACAUGGAGCCUCCUCCACCUCCAGACAUGGAGCCUCCUCCACCUGAGCUUCCUCCACCUCCAGACAUGGAGCCUCUUCUACUGCAGCUGCCAGAGCUGGAGCCCCAGCCUCCAGAGCUUUGCCCACCUCCAGAGCUUUGGCCACCAGACAUGGAGCCUCCUCCACCUCCAGACAUGGAGCCUCCCCCUCCUGAGCUUCCUCCACCUCCAGACAUGGAGCCUCUUCUACUGCCGCUGCCAGAGCUGGAGCCCCAACCUCCAGAGCUUUGCCCACCAGACAUGGAGCCUCCUCCUCCACCUCCAGACAUGGAGCCUCCUCCACCUGAGCUUCCUCCACCUCCAGACAUGGAGCCUCUUCUACUGCCACUGCCAGAGCUGGAGCCCCAACCUCCAGAGCUUUGCCCACCUCCAGACAUGGAGCCUCCUCCACCUCCAGACAUGGAGCCUCCUCCACCUGAGCUUCCUCCACCUCCAGACAUGGAGCCUCUUCUACUGCAGCUGCCAGAGCUGGAGCCCCAGCCUCCAGAGCUUUGCCCACCUCCAGAGCUUUGGCCACCAGACAUGGAGCCUCCUCCACCUCCAGACAUGGAGCCUCCCCCUCCUGAGCUUCCUCCACCUCCAGACAUGGAGCCUCUUCUACCACAGCUGCCAGAACUGGAGCCCCAACUGCCAGAGCUUUGCCCACCUCCAGACAUGGAGCCUCCUCCACCUCCAGACAUGGAGCCUCCUCCACCUGAGCUUCCUCCACCUCCAGACAUGGAGCCUCUUCUACUGCAGCUGCCAGAGCUGGAGCCCCAGCCUCCAGAGCUUUGCCCACCUCCAGAGCUUUGGCCACCAGACAUGGAGCCUCCUCCACCUCCAGACAUGGAGCCUCCCCCUCCUGAGCUUCCUCCACCUCCAGACAUGGAGCCUCUUCUACCACAGCUGCCAGAACUGGAGCCCCAACUGCCAGAGCUUUGCCCACCUCCAGACAUAGAGCCUCCUCCACCUCCAGACAUGGAGCCUCUCCUGCCACAGCUGCUGCCUCCACCAGAGCUCAUCCCCCCACUGUGGGGACUGCAUCUGCCACUGCCAGAGCUGGAGCCCCAACCUCCAGAGCUUUGCCCACCUCCAGAGCUUUGGCCACCAGACAUGGAGCCUCCUCCCCCUCCAGACAUGGAGCUUCCUCCACCUCCAGACAUGGAGCCUCCUCCCCCAGACAUGGAGCCUCCUCCUCCUCCAGACAUGGAGCCUCUUCUACCACAGCUGCCAGAACUGGAGUCCCAACUGCCAGAGCUUUGCCCACCUCCAGAGCUUUGGCCACCAGACAUGGAGCCUCCCCCUCCUGAGCUUCCUCCACCUCCAGACAUGGAGCCUCUUCUACCACAGCUACCAGAACUGGAGCCCCAGCUGCCAGAGCUUUGCCCACCUCCAGACAUGGAGCCUCCACCUCCAGACAUGGAGCCUCUUCUACCGCAGCUGCCAGAGCUGGAGCCCCAACCUCCAGAGCUUUGCCCACCAGACAUGGAGCCUCCUCCACCUCCAGACAUGGAGCCUCCUCCACCUGAGCUUCCUCCACCUCCAGACAUGGAGCCUCUUCUACUGCAGCUGCCAGAGCUGGAGCCCCAGCCUCCAGAGCUUUGCCCACCUCCAGAGCUUUGGCCACCAGACAUGGAGCCUCCUCCACCUCCAGACAUGGAGCCUCUCCUGCCACAGCUGCUGCCUCCACCAGAGCUCAUCCCCCCACUGUGGGGACUGCAUCUGCCACUGCCAGAGCUGGAGCCCCAACCUCCAGAGCUUUGGCCACCAGACAUGGAGCCUCCUCCCCCUCCAGACAUGGAGCUUCCUCCACCUCCAGACAUGGAG